AGAUCAAUGAACCGGGCGGGUUCCUGAAACUGGUUAGGCGACCCAAGGUGGCACAAACCUUGGACAUCUUUUACUGUUAAAGUUCAUAUUUCAUUGAGACACAUAACAUAGGCUUCAUUACUGAAGGCAAUCCAAGCCUCCAUACAAACCGUGUGCUAUGUGGAUCAUUUAUGCGCUCUAAAGAAAUCCGGGAUAGGUCCUACACAUCGACUGCAAGACAUUUCAUCUAAAUACUUUUUGCCAUUAACGAGUCUCGAAAACCAAGGAAUUAAAAUGAUAUUCGCCAACACUGCCAACCCAAUGAGGACUCCGUACCGUAAGCAGCCUGCUGCCACGACUGCCCACCCCAUGGCUCCACCCAGCCCCAGUACCAACGGCACCAGCAACGGCAACAGCAGCAGCAGCAGCAGCAGCACCACUGGAUGGGAGCAGCUCAGCAAGACCAAUCUAUACAUCCGUGGCCUUCCACCGUCCACCACAGACCACGACCUGGUGAAGCUUUGUCAGCCGUAUGGCAAAAUUGUGUCCACGAAAGCCAUCCUUGAUAAGACGACAAACAAAUGUAAAGGUUACGGGUUUGUAGACUUUGACAGUCCAGCAUCUGCACAGAAGGCUGUCUCAGCGCUGAAGACCAGCGGUGUCCAGGCACAGAUGGCAAAGCAGCAGGAGCAGGACCCCACCAACCUGUACCUGUCCAACCUGCCUGUUUCUGUGGAUGAGCAGGAGUUGGAAAGCCUGCUCAAGCCCUUUGGCCAUGUGGUGUCCACACGCAUUCUCAGAGACACGCAUGGCAUCAGCCGUGGAGUGGGCUUUGCCAGGAUGGAGUCAACAGAGAAGUGCGAUGCUGUCAUCUCCCAGCUCAACGGCAAGUUCAUCAAGACAGCAAGUCUCAUGGGUUCCUCUGAGCCGCUGCUCUGUAAGUUUGCAGAUGGAGGCCAGAAGAAGCGACAGAUUCAGGGAAAAUACACCCCCAACGGGAAAGUGUGGUCUCGGGAGGCUGAGGGGAGACUGAGUGGAAUGACCUUGACGUAUGACCCCACCACUGCCACCAUGCAGAAUGGGUACUACCCUCCUCCCUACAAUAUGGGCAGCAGACUGGUGCCUCAGACCGCUGUGACUCCCUAUAUCUCUCCUGUUUCCACGUACCAGGUGCAGAAUCCUCCUUGGAUGACACAUCAGCCUUACAUCAUGCAGCACCCGGGAGGGGUUUUGUCGCCCUCUAUGGAGCACCCCAUGGCACUGCAGCACUCCUCCAUCAUGGCUCCUCUCACACAGCAGAUGGGGCAUCUGUCUCUGGGCAACACGGCAGCGUUCAUACCUGCCAACGCCGGGAUGCAGGGUGGCUACAUCCCCCAGUACACACACAUUCAUGCUUCCGCCGUACCCGUCGAGGACAAUUCAACUCCCAUUGAAUCAUCCAGUGAUCAUUCAACGUACAGUUAUCAACCCAGCAAGUAGUAAUAAGGGAUCAGUGAUCAAGGAGUGGGAACAGAAGUAACAUUAUUUCCAUGGAAACAAACUAGCUUUCUCCAGGAGGAUGUGACAUCACAUCCACACCACAUUUUUUCCUGGAAAAGUCUCAACUGAAAAUGGAAGUAACGUCAGCAAAACUCCUUUUGAACUUUGGUGACUGCAACUCUUGCAGACUUGGGUUGACGAAGACAACCGGGGGCAAGUUUAUUUGUUUUUCAAAAAAGAAAUGAAAUGUCAAGUGAUUCACAUCUUUUAUAAGGACAUAAUUGUGCUUACAUGUGCACAACCAUUCUUUUUUGUUUUGUUUUUAAGUGUGACACAAACACCCCUGUGACCAGUGUGCUAAAGUGAAGAUGACAAGGUUUGAUGCUUUUCCUUAUCAAACUCCCCUCUUGAACUCUUUUUUUUUUAAUUGGUUUUAAAAUUAGUAAGAAAUGUGUGCUGUUCCAAUGAAAUAAAAAAAAACAUGAGCAAACAAAAAUAGCUAAAAAAAAAAAUCCAAUCCCAUUCCCAAUCCCAAUUGCUUUCCCUUGCUGUGGUUAUGGGGCUGACAUUCGCAUGCAGUGAUUUGAGUGAAACUUAAAAAAAAAAAAAAAGAACCCACGAACCUAGCUGGUUUUAUACUAGGAUGCACUGUGUGUGUGUAUGUGUGUGUGUGUGUGUGUGUGUGUGUGCGCGCGCCGUGUGUUUGUGCACACACAUGUUUGUGUUUGCGUGGCUAUGAGAGUGUGUUUGAAUAUUCUGCAGUUUGAGCUUCCUUCAAAUCUUUGCCUUCUAAGUCUGAUGUGAUGUUGUAGUUUUAGGUAAAAAAAGUUGUUGUCUUGGGUGGGUGGUCUGGGGACAGGGCUCAAAGGUUGUUGUGGGGGAGGGAGGGAAGGUUGGGGAUUUGGAGCUCAGCAUGGUGGGGAGAGGGUAUAUGAUAAAAGAGAUUUUAUAUUUCACACAGGUGAUUUUUGUCUUUGGGUGGGAGGAAGGCUAGCAAUUAGCAAGGCCUGUGGAAAUGUUUAUUUCUAACUCUGUGAUGAAAAUGCAAUACAGGCGUUAAUUCAAUCCAGCACCUUAGCUGCUAAAUGUCAUUGUGCGUUAGCAGCUAAACUGCAUUGUUUGAGUUUCCCUCCAUCACUUUCACUAUUUUCCAAUGAACUGGAAAAUUCUUUGGCAACCAGGGCAUGUAUGAAAUGAUCUCUUGCCCAGAACAGCAUCAUCUCCCAAAAGUCUCAAUAGUUAAGCAAUACUUUCCAAUGGUUAAAUUCAUAUUGUCUGCACCUGAUUUAAUUUUGUUGUUGGUAACUACAUCCAAGGUAUUCUGUGAUGUUGUUUAGACUGUGCUUUCAUUUGCUUGACAUUGUGUUGCUCCACAAAGUGGAAAAGGGAAAUUGGAUGGACAGCUACCUGUGUGUUUGAAAAACUGGCAGUAUGUAGUUUUUGUUGUUGAAGGUGGGGAAAUGCAUGACGUUUAAAAGCAAGGCAUAUGAAAAAUGACUCCUUAUAUUGCCAUACCUUUCAUGCCUUCUUUUUUUGUUUCAGGGUUUUUUGCAUUUGCAUCUGAAACACAGACAGAGGAUAGCUAUAUAUAUAUAUAUAGAGAGAGUUUUCUCAUCAUCAGAAACUACACACUGCACCUGCAAACAAAUAGGAGAACAAAAAGAGAUGAACAGUUAAAAUCUCCCUCAGAAUACAUCAGUGUUUUCUGUCCUCCCUUGAAGCACCACAGGAUCAGUCACUUAUACCUGAUUCACAUCCUGCCUCUGGCUGAAUACACCUCAUCAAAUCCAAAAACAGAGCCAAAGGAUUCCGGCCUGGUCUGAGGUCACUUGGGCAUGGCAUGCAAUUCAUUGUGACCUCUAAUUUUGUAGUGUUUAUUCCAUUAUCACAGAAUAUAAACUGACUUCCAUAUACAUUUAUGGCUUUUUUUUUUGAUCGAUUGAUUUGAAAAUGUCUCAGCUUUUGUCUUUGGCCAGAAGCUGGCUAUGGAGACACUCAUUUGUCAAUGUAUCUGAGGGAGAAUCUCUAAACACCUCUCUUUUCUGAAGGGAAAUCAACAUCACACAGGAGAACAGAAAAUUACCAAAGACCAUCAAAUGAUAGACCUCGCUGGAGAGUUAGAUCAGACAGUCACUGUGCAGAAUCCAGUUAUGUCUCCUUGACACCCAAAGGUAGAAUUUUGACCAGGGUUAGAUUCUUCCCUGUUGGCUGUCCUUGUCAUAGUUUGUCAUAUGUUGGAAGUUUGAAGGACUGGACUAGCAUGUAGUUUGGAUAUUGUGCCUUUUUUGUUCCCCUGCAUUUAGGUUCAGUUCAAUUUCUUCACAGGCCGGCCUACAUUGAUGCAGUAAAGGUUUAAGUUAUGUGACACUAUGUGAACCAUGACGACUUAGUCCUUAAAAGUCCUUAUUUAUAAAACAUGGUCUGUUUUUAUUUGUUUUUGUAACACAGAAAUGGGGCAGUUUUAUUAGGAUCAGGCAAUAACACAGGAAACCGCUAGUUCAUAGCUACGCCAAGACACAGACUUGUUUGAAUGCUCCUAACGAACUGAAGCUGAGAAGGGCUUUCUUUCCUUAUUAUUGAUUAAGGCUUUCCAUUUGAUCAACUCAAUGAACUAUAGAUAUAAAAAAUAUUGUGGUGAAGGAGUUAGUAUGGAGUGGUUGUUUUUGAUGUAACGGUCUGCAUGGCCGAUGAACUACCUCAGAGUUGCAUGAGCUCUGUGUUUUUUGUUGGGGUGUGGGGUGGGGGGCAUGCAGGUUCAGUCCCUCCCACUCCAGAAGUCCCUCUUACAGAGCACAGGUCCAGCUCUGGAGCUGGACACUACACUACAGGAAACCUCUUCUUCAUCUUCAUCUUCCUCCUCUUCUUUGUCCUCCUCCUUCUCUUCCACCUCUUCUCUGAGGAAGCGUCCAGUUUUUAGAUUAGGUUAUUUUUCUUUCUUUUUUUGUAACAUGGCUGAUGGUCUUUGGUUGGAAGACUGUGGCCACCUAUGUAUUGAAGGUGCUUGACCUGGUCUAUUUGGUUGUUGCUUCUGCCAACCAUUGUGAUAUGUGCUGAAUUUUGGGCACCGAGAGAGACUUGAAUGAAUGGAUAAUAUGGUAUGUUCUAUUCAGAUAAAUGUCCACCCUCCUGACAAAGAUCCCUCUUGUUAAUGGGAGGAGGGCAUUUUCCCAGUAACCAAAGCAAACUGUCAUCAUGGUGAUCAAAUGGUGGAUAUUUUCUGUCAGUAAAGUCCUCCAUAACCAGAACAUCAACCCCUCAAGAAAAAUCACAUGAAGUGGGAAAUUAAAGUAAUAAUAAUUUAUGCGGUGAAAUUUUGCACAGACAGACAAUUGCAUAGAGAUGUUUGUAAGAUCAGUACAGAGUAAAUCCUUUUUUUUAUUUUGUUUUGUUUUUACAAGAACCACAAAUGUGCCAGUCCUAAUUAUGUCCAAUCCAAGGAAACGGCUUUGUUAUUUUUGCAUUGUUUCUUACUGCCGAACUGUUUUUUUAUCUUAAUUUAAUUAUCAACCAGUAGAUUUAAAAAAUACCUUGUCAUCGUUUCCUCUGUCAAACCUUUUUUUGAAAUAAAAUUGAACCUCAGUCUGUUCCCAA
Molecule: messenger RNA, 5049 nt
Organism: Alosa alosa (allis shad)
Lineage: Eukaryota; Metazoa; Chordata; Actinopteri; Clupeiformes; Clupeidae
Gene: rbms1a
Product: RNA binding motif, single stranded interacting protein 1a
Exons: 14
Coding region: 274-1458 (394 amino acids)
Cellular component (GO): cytosol; nucleus; ribonucleoprotein complex
Molecular function (GO): mRNA 3'-UTR binding; poly(U) RNA binding; poly(A) binding
Source: RefSeq, a predicted model, not a curated record